CAUGAGCGAGCAGAGCCAUGUCAACAGCCUGUUCCUCAACGAGGAUGCAGCCAAGCGGCUCCACGCCGACAGCCGGGUGCAGCAGUUCCGGCAGGCUGUGCAGAAGCGGGCGGCGCGGGCCAAGAAGCGGAUGCACAGCAUCACUGCUGAGAGUGCUAAAUGCUUCUUCAGGAGAAAUGCCUUUGUCCUCUUCACCAUUGCUGCGGUCCUACUAGGGAUUAUCCUGGCCUUCUCCCUCCGGCCCUACCAGCUGACCUAUCGCCAGAUCAAGUAUUUCUCCUUCCCUGGUGAGCUGCUGAUGCGUAUGCUCCAGAUGCUGGUUCUUCCUCUCAUUGUCUCUAGCUUGAUUACAGGAAUGGCCUCACUGGAUAGCAGAGUCUCAGGGAAGAUGGGGAUGCGGGCUAUUAUCUACUACAUGGUGACCACAAUCAUAGCUGUCUUCAUCGGCAUCUUCAUGGUGAUCAUCAUACACCCAGGAAAAGGAUCUAAGGACAAACUUCACCGAGAAGGCAGAAUUGAGCAGGUGCAGACCACAGAUGCCUUCAUGGACUUGGUGAGGAAUAUGUUCCCGCCCAACCUGGUAGAAGCCUGCUUCAAACAGUACAAGACUCAGUACAGCACCAGGGUCUUCACCAGAACCAUCCUCCACAGCAGCAAUGUCACAGCAGGUGUGACAACCACUCAGAUGCCCAUGCCUGAGAAUUUCACCAGCAUCAUGGAGAAUGUCACUCAUGCCCUGGGAACCAUCUCCGAGGUGCUGACCUUUGAAGAAGUCAUUCCCAUCCCAGGCUCAGCCAAUGGGGUGAACGCUCUGGGGCUGGUAGUGUUCUCCAUGUGCUUCGGUUUGAUGAUCGGCAGCAUGAAGCAGAAGGGACGGGCCCUGCGGGAGUUCUUUAACUGCCUCAACGAAGCCAUCAUGAGGCUGGUGGCCAUUAUCAUCUGGUAUGCUCCAGUUGGGAUCAUGUUUUUAAUUGCGGGCAAAAUCCUGGAGAUGGAUGACCUAGCAGUGAUGGGAGGCCAGCUGGGGAUGUACACGCUCACUGUCAUCGUUGGACUCCUCAUUCAUGCCCUUUGCAUCCUGCCCCUGCUCUACUUCAUUGUCACUCACCGAAACCCCUGGGUGUUCAUUGCAGGGCUCCUGCAGGCUCUCAUCACGGCCCUGGGCACCUCCUCCAGCUCAGCGACUCUGCCCAUAACCUUCAGGUGCCUGGAAGAAAACAAUGGUGUGGACAGGCGCAUCACGAGGUUUGUGCUGCCUGUGGGAGCCACAAUUAACAUGGACGGCACUGCUCUGUACGAGGCCCUUGCAGCCAUCUUCAUUGCCCAAGUCAACAACUAUGAACUUGACUUUGGGCAAAUCAUCACAAUAAGCAUCACUGCCACGGCAGCCAGCAUCGGAGCUGCAGGUAUUCCCCAGGCAGGACUGGUGACAAUGGUUAUAGUACUGACAUCAGUGGGGCUGCCUACUGAAGAUAUUACGCUGAUCAUCGCUGUGGACUGGUUUCUGGACCGCCUUAGAACAACUACCAACGUUCUGGGAGAUUCUCUGGGAGCUGGCAUUGUGGAGCAUCUCUCCCGGCAAGAGCUGGAUGCACAAGACUGCGAACUUGGUAAUUCUGGGAUAGAGGAGAAAGAACAGCUCUCCCACCUGGUUUGCCCACAGAAUGACACCCACAGGCACUCCAGAAGGGAGACAGCACUGUGA
Sturnus vulgaris (Common starling) is the source of this 1705-nucleotide messenger RNA. It is a transcript of the gene SLC1A6, whose product is annotated as solute carrier family 1 member 6. Gene Ontology annotation, biological process: L-glutamate transmembrane transport. Gene Ontology annotation, molecular function: glutamate:sodium symporter activity; neutral L-amino acid transmembrane transporter activity; L-glutamate transmembrane transporter activity. NCBI's taxonomy places the organism in Eukaryota, Metazoa, Chordata, Aves, Passeriformes, Sturnidae. The record is from RefSeq and is a predicted model, not a curated record. Gene Ontology annotation, cellular component: plasma membrane.